Messenger RNA from Mollisia scopiformis, 968 nucleotides. Its product is annotated as E3 ubiquitin ligase SCF complex, Skp subunit. Bases 376 to 879 code for a protein of 167 amino acids. Gene Ontology annotation, biological process: SCF-dependent proteasomal ubiquitin-dependent protein catabolic process; mitotic cell cycle. Gene Ontology annotation, cellular component: cytoplasm; nucleus. Gene Ontology annotation, molecular function: cullin family protein binding. The transcript is spliced from 4 exons. The record is from RefSeq and is a predicted model, not a curated record. NCBI's taxonomy places the organism in Eukaryota, Fungi, Ascomycota, Leotiomycetes, Helotiales, Mollisiaceae.
CAUUGACGCCCAAUCCAGUGACCUUACCUUCUGUAACUUACAUGUCGAAUCGUGUCGAAUCGCGGCUUCUGCCUGCCAGAUCUAUUAUUGUCCCCAGGCUGCAAACAGGUGAAAGUCUUUAAGGUCGCUGGUUCUUUCUGGACAGUCACAUACUGUACCUAGCCGCACCUUCAAGGAGCACUAGGCUGCAGCGCUUUAGCGAGAGCGCCGUAGUCCAAAUUAGGAUUUCGACUACAAAACCACCUCCAUUAUUCCUCCUCCGCUUCAAACCCAUCUUCCUUUCAACAACUCCUCCCACCACACCACCGCAACCUCCACUUCAAGAACAACGCAACUUCAUACCACUUCUUCUCAUACAUACCACCAUCAAUCAAAAUGUCUGAGACCAAGAUUCAAAAGCUCACUCUUGUAGCCAAUGAUGGCAACAAGAUCGAAGUUGAUCGCCAGGUUGCUGAGAAGAGCGUCCUGAUCAAGAACAUGCUUGAUGAUCUCGGAGACGAGCAAAUGUCCACUGAGGUCCCCAUUCCCAAUGUCAACGAUACCGUCCUCAAGAAGGUCAUCGAGUGGUGCGAGCAUCACAAGAACGACCCCGCCGCUCCUCAAGACGAUGACUCCGACUCCCGCAAGAAGACCACCGAUAUCGAUGAGUGGGACCAGAAGUUCAUGCAGGUUGACCAAGAGAUGCUCUUCGAGAUCAUUCUCGCCUCCAACUAUCUCGACAUCAAGCCCCUCCUUGACGUCGGAUGCAAGACCGUCGCCAACAUGAUCAAGGGCAAGUCCCCCGAGGAGAUCCGCAAGACAUUCAACAUCACCAAUGACUUCACCCCCGAGGAGGAGGAGCAAAUCCGCCGAGAGAACGAGUGGGCUGAAGAUCGUUAAGCGUUCGAAGCUGAGAUCUUGUGGGGUGAAUAUCAGGACAAACGCCCAUGUUCACCUUCGAACACGACCGCGUUCCGUUUCUCCUUUGC